Messenger RNA from Saccostrea echinata, 2670 nucleotides. Its product is annotated as kynurenine--oxoglutarate transaminase 3-like. Bases 137 to 2536 code for a protein of 799 amino acids. The record is from RefSeq and is a predicted model, not a curated record. Gene Ontology annotation, molecular function: pyridoxal phosphate binding; L-kynurenine:2-oxoglutarate transaminase activity. Gene Ontology annotation, cellular component: mitochondrion; cytoplasm. NCBI's taxonomy places the organism in Eukaryota, Metazoa, Mollusca, Bivalvia, Ostreida, Ostreidae. The transcript is spliced from 22 exons. Gene Ontology annotation, biological process: biosynthetic process.
UUCCUACCUAAUAUAAUUAUAUAGAUAAAAUUUCAUAAGUUUUUCUUAAGUAAAAAGCGUGAGAUGGUCGGACGAUCACAUGAUCAUAGUGUUUAAAACAAGGUCGAGCGAUAUUUUUAUUCCGGGAUAGCCUUGGAUGAACCAUAUCGCAUCAGCGCUUGCAGAAGGAAAGAAGCUUAAAAUUGUAAAAAUGAAUUCGACAAAACAUAAAUUUUCCAACAGAAUAAUAAAUGAACAGAAGAGUAAUAUUUGGGAAGAAAUUUUACAAUUAUCGGCCAAAUGUGGAGCUUUAAAUUUAGCACUGGGGUUUCCAGACUUUGCUCCACCAAAGCAUAUACGUAACGCACUUGAACACGUGACUAAUCAAUCCAAUCACAUGAUUCACCAUUAUACGAGGACACUUGGUCAUCCUCGACUGGUAAAAAUUCUGGCCAAACUAUACAGCCGAGAGCUUCAGCAGACCUUGGACCCUAUGAAGAAUGUGGUCACAACCAUCGGUGCCUACGAAGCGAUGUAUGCAGCUUUCCAGGCCUUGGUCAACCCCGGAGACGAGGUUAUCCUUUUGGAACCUUGUUACGAGCCGUACAAAGUUGUGGCCGGACUGGCAGGGGCCACUGUGCGCUAUGUUCCGUUAAUUCCGAAACAAGGCUCAAAUGAAAGUGAUGACUGGACAUACGACAUAGAAACCUUGAGGGGGGCAUUUAAUAACAAAACCAAAGCCAUCGUUGUAAACAACCCCAUGAACCCUCUGGGGAAGGUGUUUACUAGAAAAGAAUUACAAGAGAUUGCAGAUCUGUGUGUGCAACAUGACGUUCUUUGUUUCUCUGAUGAAGUCUACGAAUGGUUGAUAUACGGAAAACGACAGCUUGUUCGAAUGGCGACCCUUAAUGGAAUGGCUGAUAGAACGAUAACAAUGGGUAGUGCUGGUAAAACCUUCAGUGUCACAGGCUGGAAGAUAGGCUGGGCAGUCGGCCCUGCUCAUCUCAUCUCCGCCAUGCAUUUAUUCCAUCAUCUUGCCAUCAGGGGGACACCCUCAGUCCUUCAGGAAGCCUUGGCAAUGGCUUUUGAGACAGAGGAAAGUCGCCUUGGAAACCCUGACUGCUAUUUUACUCUGCUGUCCAAACAAAUGGAACAAAAACGUGACGAAAUGUCCACUUACCUGAAGGACGCAGGACUGCAGCCCAUCACACCAGGGGGAGGCUACUUCAUUCUGGCCAACAUUUCCUCCAUUGACACAGAAGAUGGAAUCGAUCUCGGCAGUCAGGAGGCAUACGAUUCUCAGUUUGUCAAGUGGGCCAUCAAGGAAAAGAAACUCACCUUCAUCCCAUUGUCUAUAUUCUACAGUGAAGAACAUAGACAUUUUGGAGAUAAAUUCGUCCGAAUUUGCUUUGCAAAGGGUUUCCCCGACUUUGCGCCAUCAGAUCACGUGGUUCAGGCCCUGGAGGAAGUGGCUACUUAUUCUGACCAUAUGAUUCAUCAUUAUACCAGGGCAGCAGGUCACAAACGCCUGGUUAAGGUCCUGUCCAAAGUAUAUUGCAGACUUUUAGAGAGGAAUAUUGAUCCAAUGACCGACAUAAUGACGUCAACAGGUGCCUAUGAUGCUCUGUAUACAACAUUCCAAGCUCUAGUCUGUCCUGGCGACGAGGCAAAACCAUGUUACGAACCUUAUAUGGAAAUGGUUCGACUCGCUGGAGCCUCAGUUAAUUACGUGCCUCUAAUUCCAAAAACUGGUUCAACAAACAGUGAUGAUUGGGCGUUUGAUUUGGUGACAUUGGAAUCGACUUUCAGUGCAAAAACAAAAGCUAUUGUUGUUAAUACACCAAUGAAUCCACUGGGAAAAGUCUUUAAUAAAGAUGAACUACAAGUCAUUGCAGAUCUCUGCGUUAAGUACGAUACACUAUGCAUCGCCGAUGAUGUGUACCAAUGGCUUAUCUACGGAAAAAGAAAACAUAUUUAUAUGGCUACCCUGGAUGGGAUGGCGGAAAGAACAAUACACAUUGGAAGUGCUGGGAAGACAUUUAGCGCCACAGGAUGGAAAACCGGAUGGGCCGUGGGUCCUGCCCAUUUAAUAAAUGCUCUACAAUGCUUCCAUCAUUUGUCUAUUCGUGGAGGACCUUCUGUCUUGCAGGAAGCAGUUGCGAUAGCUUUUGAGAAAGAAGAGCAAAGGCUGGAAAGUGAAGACAGCUAUUUCAAAGUUUUGUCUGCGGAAAUGGAGAGUAAGAGAGAUCAACUGAUCAAGUGUCUCCGCCAGGCGGCGCUAAACCCAGUGAUUCCAGGGGGUGGCUACUUUAUAGUGGCAGAUAUCUCUAAACUAGAGACCAGCAUCAACAGUGAAGAAUCAAAUGGGGAAGCUUUCGAUAUAAAAUUCGUCAAGUGGGCCAUUAAAGAAAAGAAGCUCACCGUCAUUCCACUGUCUAUAUUUUACUGUCAGGAACAUAGAAAUCUUGGAGAUAAAUAUGUUCGUAUUUGUUUUGCAAAGACUGAGGAGACGUUAAAAAGAGCAGAGAACGUCCUGAAGAAUUGGGAGUUGAAGUGAACGUAUAACGUUUACAACGACUUUGAAGAUGGAGUAUAAUAUAGCUGAUUUUCUGAGAACCUUUCUUCGAGCUUAUGUUGUUGAGUAUUUGCAUAAUUUCAUGUUUAGCAAUUUUAAUAAACGAUUUUGAUAUA